AUGUGGGACGACGAGGAUAACAACCCGUACGGCUCGUUUGAGCGCCACGAUGCCUCGCCCUCGCAAGUCGGCCAUUUUGGCUCCCCCGGCGGAUUUCGCCCGAUGACCCCGCCGUCUGAGGCGUCGUCCCCGCCCUUCGGCUCGCCAGAAUACAUUACCCACCGUAGAGACCUCAGCGAUGUUGAGUACGACGACGAACCCCAGGAGCCUCAGCGCAUCGAGCCAAAGAAGGGCGGUUACGACAGCCGCAUUGAGCAAAUCCUCUAUGAGAACCCGCAGUUGCCUAUUCUUAUCACCGAUGCUGGCAAGAGUGCGGAAGGCGGGGGCAAAUACAUUGUCUACGCCAUUAGGACCGGAGAUCUAGAGGUCCGCCGGAGGUACUCUGAGUUCGCGUCUCUGCGCAACGUGCUCGUCAACCUACACCCAACCCUUGUUAUCCCUCCAAUUCCGGAAAAGCACACCACUGCCGACUAUGUAGCGAAGCCGAUGAAGGCGAAAGAGGAUGUUGGGAUUAUAGAGCUGCGCAAGCGUAUGCUCGCUGUUUUCCUUAACCGGUGCAGGAGGAUGCAGGAAGUCCGCGAAGAUGGUGUCUGGUGGAGAUUUCUGGACCCCAACGUCAGCUGGAGCGAGGUCCUCCACUCUCACCCGGUAGCAUCGCUCCCAUCGAACAAGCUCAAGGCACCCCCGCUCGACGCCGCCAACCCGACCCCGGGCCACCACUACCUUCCUAUACCAUCAGCUUCGGCAAAGCUCAGGUCUAGCAGCGGGAGUGCCUCGUCGGGAACGCCGAAUUCGCCGCCCCUACACCAGUCGCAGCCUUCUACUGCGGCGCACACGAUACCAGGACCGCAGAUUUUUGGCCGUUUUCCUCCCACGUCACAAAACCUGUCUGAAGAAGAGCUCGACCCCUACUUUGUCAAUUUCGAAGCUUCCUCUAAGGAAUUGGAGGCACUUCUGCAAGGAAGUAUGGAGAAAGUGAAUCGCCGGGCACUCGCUCAUCUCAACUCGUGGGGAAGCGAUAUGGCGGAAUUAGGAGCACGAUACAACGCCUUCGCAUUGAAUGAACAGUCACGUACGCUGUCGCAGGCCAUUGAGAAGAUGGGCCAGGCUGUCGACUCGACCUAUAUCCAGACUGGUGAACUGUCGUCUGCGUUGAGUGCAGGCUUUGCGGAGCCAAUGAGGGAGAGUGCCCAGUUUGCCGGCAUCGUCCGCGACGUACUUAGAUACCGCAUCCUCAAGCGCGUGCAAGAAGAGAUGACUAAGGAGGAGCUGGACAGGAAGAGGCAUCUGCUUCAGUCACUGGAGCAGAGCGAGGCUGAAGCUAAAAGGAUAGAACAGUACCUCAACCAGACCGGGGGCCCGCCGCCGAGGAGAUCCAACUCUGCUGCAUCCCAGCGUAGCAACAGCGAUCCCCCGCGCCCUGAAGAAGACGCAGCAUCUAUUGACUCCGACUUCCCGCCUACUCAUGGCGAAUCCCACUCGCCCCCGUCAGCCGCACAAGGCCAGCCUCAUCGGUCUGAGCCAUCAUCUCCGGUGCACAAGAAGACGCCCAGCGGAAACUUUGUAACGUCGAAGAUCUUCGGUCGGGUCAGCCAUGCUUUCCACGGUAUCGUGGAUGUCGACCCGGAAAGAACACGUAGGGACCAGAUUGGCAAGACGAGGGAGAGCAUUACUCAGCUUGAACAAGCAUUGGAAGUUGCGGAGAAGGACGUCAAGGAUGCCAGCGUAGGCGUGUUGAAGGAUCUCAAGAGAUUCCAGUCUGAGAAGGAAGAGGACUUGAGGCGUUAUAUGAUCGCCUUCGCUAAGUGCCACAUUGAAUGGGCAAAGAGGAACCAAGCCUCGUGGGAAGAGGCCAAGGCGGAGAUUCAAAAUAUUCAGGCAGCUCCUACGGAGUGA
This is a messenger RNA of Diplodia corticola, 1896 nucleotides long. Its product is annotated as sorting nexin-41. The record is from RefSeq and is a predicted model, not a curated record. Gene Ontology annotation, biological process: retrograde transport, endosome to Golgi. Lineage: Eukaryota; Fungi; Ascomycota; Dothideomycetes; Botryosphaeriales; Botryosphaeriaceae. The coding region runs from base 1 to 1896 and encodes 631 amino acids. The transcript is spliced from 6 exons. Gene Ontology annotation, molecular function: phosphatidylinositol binding.